Messenger RNA from Penaeus indicus, 2043 nucleotides. Its product is annotated as protein mono-ADP-ribosyltransferase PARP3-like. NCBI's taxonomy places the organism in Eukaryota, Metazoa, Arthropoda, Malacostraca, Decapoda, Penaeidae. Gene Ontology annotation, cellular component: site of double-strand break; nucleolus. Gene Ontology annotation, molecular function: NAD+-protein mono-ADP-ribosyltransferase activity; NAD+ poly-ADP-ribosyltransferase activity. Gene Ontology annotation, biological process: protein poly-ADP-ribosylation; double-strand break repair. The transcript is spliced from 12 exons. The record is from RefSeq and is a predicted model, not a curated record. The coding region runs from base 20 to 1645 and encodes 541 amino acids.
UGAACCUCCCUCUCCCCAGAUGCCUCGCGGGCGUGGGCGUGGGCGGGCGGCGACGAAGAGGAAGGCGGCGGCGGCGGAGGACGACGCGCCCCCCGCCAAGCUGGAGCGCGAGGCCAGCGAGAACACGCAGCUGCGGCGUGCGAUCUGCGAGGCCAAGGAGGGCGCCAAGGAGGGCGCCGCGAAGAAGCCCGCCAAGCGCAAGCCGGACGUCGUCCUCGUCAGGAGUCACCCCGGGGCAACGGUGCAUGAGGACUACGCCUGCAUGCUCAACCAGACCAACAUCGGCCAAAACAAUAACAAGUUCUAUGUCAUUCAGGUCGCCAAAGACAAGAAGGACUUUCUUUGCUUCACGAGAUGGGGGAGAGUGGGAGAAGAAGGCCAGUGGAAUAUAGACUCUAUGAAGAAGGUGGAAGAUGCCAUCAAGGCUUUCGAGAAGAAAUUCAAGGACAAGACCAAGAACAACUGGGCCGAUCGAGACAACUUUGAGCCGGCCCCCAAGAAGUAUACUUUGCUGGAGAUGGACGACGACAGUGACGAAGAGGAUGACGAAGUGGACUCCUCGACCCCCAAGAAGGAACUGGUGUCUUAUGAUGGCCCUUGCAACUUACACCAGAGGACGUUAAUCAUGAUCAAACUCAUUUUCUCGGACGAUAUGUUUAUCAAUCAGAUGGCGGAUAUGAGUCUAGACGUUAAGAAGAUGCCAUUGGGCAAGCUGAGCAAGCUGCAGAUCGCUAAGGGUCUGGAGGCACUCAUUGAUAUUGAAGACGCCAUUAAAAAGAAUAAGCCCCGCAGUGUGUUAAUGGAACUCACUUCAAAAUUCUUCACACUCAUUCCACACAACUUCGGUCGAUCGGCGCCUCCUGUGAUAGACACGGAUGACGUCGUGCAGAAGAAGAAGGAAGUCAUGCUCACUCUCAGCGACAUUGAGCUGACGCAGAGCCUUCAGAAGGAGAAGGAGAACAAAAAUAUUCAUCCUUUACUGGAGAAGUACGAAAUGUUGGACUGCGUGUUGGAAUAUGUCGAGAAGUCUUCCUCAGAAUUUAAGACUCUCAAAGAAUAUGCAACAGCUUGUCCCCAGACGAGAAAAGGGCCUCUGCUUGACAUUUGGCGCGUCGACCGGAAAGGAGAGAAAGAGAGGUUCGCCGCCCACGACGACAUCAAGCACCGGAAGCUUCUCUGGCAUGGGACCAACGUGGCGGUGGUGGCGGCGAUCCUCAAGGCCGGGCUGAGGAUCAUGCCCCACUCGGGCGGGCUGGUGGGCAAGGGCAUCUACUUCGCGUCGGAACAUGCCAAGAGCUCGUGGUAUGUUGGGUGUAAUUACGGGGUCUUCGAAGGGGAGAGCAACGUAGGCUUCAUGUUCCUGGUCGAGGUGGCUUUAGGGAGAGAAAGCAGCAUCACACAGUGUAACAGCAGCUUAACAAAGGCCCCCAAUGGCUACGACAGCGUGGUGGCGAGAGGAUCAUCCGAACCAGACCCGAAGAAGAACAAGAAACUAGUCUUUGAAGGGAAGGACGUCAUAGUACCCUUGGGGAAGCCUGUGCCUCAGAAGGAGUGGUCCCAGAGUGGCUUCGGGCAGAGCGAGUAUCUUGUGUACAAAGAGAGUCAGGCUCGCAUCAGAUAUAUCCUCAAGUUCUCCUUUCAGUAGUCUAGUCCGAGUCGCGUCGUUUUAUUCACAGCAGAUAGAUUUAGAAAUUAAUAGACAGUCCGGAAGAAGAGAGUGCUUCGAUUUUGCAGCUAUCGCAUAGGUGUUAUAUUGCACAUUAAUAUUAUCAUGGAGGCUUUUUCAGCUUUGUGUGAGGAAUUUGGAAAUCAGUCUCAGGAUAUUAUUUACUAUGACGGAGUUUUAUGGUUCGAACUAUAAAGAUCAAUCGACGAACAAUAAAAAAGUAAAGCAAAUACUUUUUUGCAAUAUUUUCUUUGUCUUUUGUAAAUCAACCAUUACAAAAUUUGUACACUUUGGCUUAUCACCUUGUAAAUGUGUUUUUUUAUCACAUGAUUACUCCUGUAAUAACACUUUUUUGUUAGAUAAAAGUGUAAAUUUAU